Aethina tumida (small hive beetle) is the source of this 858-nucleotide messenger RNA. Its product is annotated as prefoldin subunit 6. Gene Ontology annotation, biological process: protein folding; chaperone-mediated protein complex assembly. NCBI's taxonomy places the organism in Eukaryota, Metazoa, Arthropoda, Insecta, Coleoptera, Nitidulidae. Gene Ontology annotation, cellular component: prefoldin complex; cytoplasm. The transcript is spliced from 3 exons. Bases 304 to 684 code for a protein of 126 amino acids. Gene Ontology annotation, molecular function: protein-folding chaperone binding. The record is from RefSeq and is a predicted model, not a curated record.
AUUUUUUAUGUUGGUGGUUGAAAAUCAUGAGUCGGUAUCCACGAGAUUAUGGCGGCAUCUUUAGCGGUACAUGUGAUUUGUCAUUACAGGAACCUAAAACGUAAAAAUUCAAAUGAAACACUGGAUUAAACAAGAAGCGAAUUAAAUUUUCGUUCAUUGCCCAAAUUCUAAUUCCAAUUUCUAGCUGCUUUCUGCUUCUAAGUUCACGGCUAAGUUCAUCAGUUUGCUUCUGUCAAUUUCAAUUUUUUUCGAUUGCCUUAUUUGGAAUCCACCUGGGAAGUAAAUUCUUAUAAAUUCAUAAAAAUGAGUGAAGAUAUCCAAAGAAAACUGCAGUCUGAAUUGGAUAGCUUUAAAAACAAUCAAAAAGAACUUCAAAAGGCAAUAUCAACGAGGCAACAAUUAGAUGGUCAAUUAAAUGAAAACGAAAUAGUUAAACAAGAACUGGACCUUCUACCUGAAAAUGGGAAAGUUUACAAAUCAGUAGGGCCAGUAUUAAUCAAAACAGAAUUGGUGGAGGCGAAACAAAAUGUGUCAAAAAGAAUGGAUUACAUAGCUAAAGAAAUUAAACGUGUGGAUGAACAGAUUAUUACAUUAGAAAAGAGACAGGACUCACACAGGGAAGCUUUAACCAAGUUACAACAACAGUUUGAACAAGCUCAAGUUAAGGCUGCAUUGCAUGCCUAGUUCACAUUUAUUUAAUGUGGGUAAAACUUAUUUUUGUUCACUGACACACAUGUUGCUACAAAUAGGUUUAAAUUUAGUUUGUCUGCAAUGAAACAUACACUGUAACAUUAAGAAUUUUUUGAUUUUAUUUAUUAAUAUCUAAAAACCACUCAAAUAAUAAAUAAUGUUUUCUUA